Messenger RNA from Scaptodrosophila lebanonensis, 2517 nucleotides. RefSeq names its product CCAAT/enhancer-binding protein (gene slbo). NCBI's taxonomy places the organism in Eukaryota, Metazoa, Arthropoda, Insecta, Diptera, Drosophilidae. Bases 285 to 1592 code for a protein of 435 amino acids. Gene Ontology annotation, molecular function: DNA-binding transcription factor activity, RNA polymerase II-specific; RNA polymerase II cis-regulatory region sequence-specific DNA binding. Gene Ontology annotation, biological process: DNA-templated transcription; regulation of transcription by RNA polymerase II. The record is from RefSeq and is a predicted model, not a curated record. The transcript has a single exon.
UAAAAAAGAGUGCAUAAUUUUGAAAUGAACACAAAGUUAACAAACAACUGACCAAGUGCAUGAAGUGUAAAAAAUCAAAUCGGAAAUUAAUGAGAAUUUCGUGAAAAGGACCUGCGUUAUAAACCAAAGAAAAGACCAGUUACCUCAAUCAUAAGUGUGCAAGUGCAAUGCUCUAGAGUGACCCUAUCCAAGAAAAACGAGCCACAAAAGAGCACCCCAGUUCGUUACCUCCCAAAAAAAUUCACAAAAGCAUCAAAAUUUUACCCUCAUUCGCACAAUUAAAAAUGCUCAACAUGGAAUCGCCCCAGAUGUACGACGCCGUGCAGACGCUGGCGCAGCUUGAUCUGAAGAAGCAGCCGACGCCCCAGCAGGCGACCAUUGGUCAGAUCACCCUGACGGCGAUGUCCAGUGCGCAGCAGCAGCAGCAGCACCAACAGCAGCAGCAGCAGCAGCCCGGAACGGAUGCCAACAACAAUGCGCAGGACACGGCGCUGCUCGUCAAGCAGCACGCGAUGCAUCAGAUGCAGCAUGCGGCCGCCGCCCUCAACAACAACAACAACGUGUCGGCGUUGAAUGCUAACAACCUGCUGCAGAAGCAGCAGCAGAUGCUGCAGCAGUACAGCACCCAGACAGAUCUCGAUGAGCUAACCACUCAAGAGAUCACACUGGACCUACAGCACCUCAUCGACGAUCAGUUCCGGGAUCCCGAAACCCUCGGCAUCUUCAGCGACAUGGUGACUAGUCCAGGAGGACUGUCCGCCACUCUGCCUCCCAACGGCAUGGUCAGCCAAGUGGCCGCCAAGGUACUGCAGCAGCAGACGCUGGCAGCGCGGAGUCAGCAGAAUGGCUAUGGACGCGGCACCCUCGCGUACAUGCCCCAAGCUGUCCACUCGAACGCCACCUACAACAAUUCAAGCGACGAGAACAGCUCCGUGGGCUCUGACUCCAGCACCAUCAAAGAGGAACCCAUCGAUCCAGAAUACCGCCGGCAUCUGCAGGAGACCAGUCAGGCAACCAAUGCUGUCGCCGCCGCGGCCUUCAUGAGCAACGGCAACGGCCUCUACAAUGCCUACCAGAGCAACGGAAUGUCGAACGGCAACAACAACAGCGGCAACAACAGCAACAACUCUAUGAACGGCGGUGGCCAAGUCAAUGGCAAUUCGAAUGGCAACAGCAAUCAGUUCACCCAGCUGACCACAGCCAAUGUACUGGCCCACCACAAUCUGCCCCAUCUGGCGGCCCAAUCCGCAGCCCACAAUCUGCUCAAGCACCACAGCAAGCUGCAGCAGCAGCAGCGCAAGCACAGCGUCAAGCAUGUGGACAAGGGCACCGAGGAGUACCGGAGGCGUAGGGAGCGCAACAACAUUGCGGUGCGCAAGAGUCGCGAGAAGGCCAAGGUGCGCUCCCGGGAGGUUGAGGAGCGAGUCAAGUCCUUGCUGAAGGAGAAGGACACUCUGCUGCGUCAACUUCAGGAGAUGACCAACGAGUUGCAGCUUCACAAGCAGAUCUACAUGCAGCUCAUGAACCACACAAAUCCCGAAGUGAGUCGCGUCUGCCGCAGUUUCCUCAACACCAACGAGCAUGCGCUGUAGCCGAUUCGGGAGCGCUGUCAUAGCCAGGCGUAGCCAAACGGGGCCACCCACCGCUCCGAAUGUGCGAGUGAGUGUGAGUCUGAGAGAAUGAGUGUGUGUGUGUGUGUGUGUGAGUGUGCAUGAGUAGCUAUGUGUAUAAGUGUGAGUGGGAAUGGGGGAGCGGGUGGCCCCGCUGCUGUCUUCAGUAUCAAAGAUUCAAAUGCUGUGUGGGUAGUUCGUAAGAUCAUGUUUCUCUUCUGGCCGCGUCGCUCGCUCUAUCAUCGAAUCGCAGGCAUUCCUCAUCCACCCCAUCCUUGUACAUUUAUUCUCUGUUUCUUGUUAUCACUUCUUACCAUUUUUUGUACUUAAUUUUUAGUAGUUGUAAUAUAUAUACAUACAUACAUACAUACAUAUACAUACUAUAUAUGCAUAUACCCGUAUCUACAUCUAUCUAUAUUGUACGCUAUUCACUACAUGCAUAAGUUAAGCCAAAGAAAAUGUUGUAAAAUUAUUAUAAAAAACUAUCGAGAUAUUUAUGAACGCACAGUACGUGUAUGAGGAAAGCAAGAAAGAAAACAUAAAAUACAUUGCAAGACAAAUCAAAUAAAAACAAUAACACGAACAACAGCAACAGCAACAUCAACACUUCUUACAUGUAUAGUAUAGCACAUACACGUACACACACUUGUCCCGUGUGUGUGUGUGAUUCAAAAAUUGUAUAAAGUAUUUUCUAAACUGCGUAUUGUGUUUUGUCGCUUUGCCCCGCUUUAUCUGCCCGCAACCAAACAGACAACAAAACCGUUUUUAUAUACUAUUAGCGAAUUUUAUUUAUAAGUUUGUUAUGGCAAUGACAUAAGCAACAACCAAUUUUUAUUAAGCAUUAAUUAGCCGCUGCUUACACGCACACAAAACUACAAUAAAAAAAUAACAAAAAAAAAACAUGUCA